UCGAAGUUCGAACCCCAAAACCAGCAAACAAACGCUACACUUCCAAACAACAUUGUCUUCCGACAACUCGUAGGUCUCCUCUCUAAAUUUAAUCAUAUUAUCCAUACAAAAAUAUCUCAAAAUCCAUUUUUGGUCAAGAAUUCGGAGCCAAUCCAGUUCCGCUUCAGGUAACACUGUGCACGGACUGGACUGGUGGGAGAAUUGCAAGGGAAGGAAUGCCUCAUGCUUCAAAUAUGCUCUUGAAACCUUUCAUUUAUGCUCCAUCCACUUCUACUUGCAGCAAAUCCUAUGGCAGCAAGAAUACUGGUAAAAUCGGUGUCAAUAUUAGGAUAUGCAAAAGGGGAGAGGUGGUAUGCCUGGGUAUGCUAUCUCCGAGAAAGUUCAUGCAGAAGAGGAAGAAACUGGAGGUUUUUAAGGAUGAUGCAGACGAAGCAGACAAGAGGAAUUGGUGGAAACUGAUGCUCGAAAUAGAGGAAGCUAAUUCGGCCACCACAGUGCUCAAGAGCAGAAGGGUUAAGAACCAGGCAUUGCCGAAGGACUUGGUGGUCGGGACUCUGGUUAGAUUUAAGCAGCUCAAGAAGUGGAACCUUGUUAGCGAGAUUUUGGAAUGGCUCCGGACUCAGCAUUGGUGGGAUUUCAAGGAAAUGGACUUUCUGAUGCUUAUCACGGCAUAUGGAAAACUAGGCGAUUUCAACAAAGCUGAAAGAGUUUUAAGUUACAUGAACCGAAAGGGGUACCCACCUCAUGUUGGUUCGUACACUGCUCUUAUGGAAGCAUAUGGAAAGGCUGGCCAACAUAAUAAAGCAGAGGCAAUAUUUCGGAGAAUGCAAUCUUCGGGUCCAGAACCCUCUGCAGUAACUUAUCAAAUAAUCCUUAAAUUGUUUGUUGAGGGGGAUAAAUUCAAAGAAGCUGAAGAAGUCUUUGAAACUCUUCUCAACAAAGAGAGUUCGCCUCUAAAACCCGACCAGAAAAUGUUCCAUAUGAUGAUUUAUAUGUAUAAGAAGACAAGAGCUUACGACAAAGCGCGAAAACUUUUUGCUUUGAUGGCCGAGCGGGGAAUCAAGCGAACUACGGUGACUUAUAAUAGCUUGAUGUCAUUUGAAACAAGCUAUAAGGAAGUUUCCAAUAUUUUCGACCAGAUGGCAAGAGAUGACAUUCAACCUGAUGUGGUGAGCUACGCGCUCCUCGUUAAUGCAUAUGGAAAAGCCAGAAGAGAAGAAGAAGCUUUAGCUGCGUUUGAGGAGAUGCUCGACACCGGUAUCAGGCCGACGAGGAAAGCAUACAAUAUUUUGCUCGAUGCCUUCGCAAUCUCAGGAAUGGUAGAACAAGCCCGGAUCGUCUUCAAGAGCAUGAGACGAGACAGAUGUUUUCCGGAUCUUUGUUCCUACACAACCAUGUUAUCUGCGUACAUCAACGCAGCCGACAUGGAAGGAGCCGAGAAGUUCUUCAAAAGGAUAAAGCAAGACGGGCUUGAACCAAAUGUCGUCACUUAUGGGGCACUCAUCAAAGGCUACGCAAAGGAAAAUAAUCUCGAGAAAAUGAUAGAGAAAUAUGAUGAGAUGCGAGCCAACGAGAUCAAAGCUAACGCGACCAUAUACACUACGAUCAUGGAUGCUUUCGGGAGGAACAAUGAUUUUGGAAGUGCAGUCGUUUGGUUCAAGGAGAUGGCACCUCCCGAUCGGAAAGCCAAGAAUGUGCUCUUGUCCCUAGCAAAGACUGUCGAAGAACAAAUGGAAGCCAAGAAACUUGUGGAAGAAGACAAAGCCCCGUCCGAUCCGGUGGCUCACAACGUCGACGACAAUGACAAUGAUGAUGAUGAUGAUGAUGAUGAUGAUGAUGUAGAUGAAAAUGAGGAUGAUGAGUUAAGUAAUAUUGGUGGACUCUAUGAAGAAGAUCUACAUGCGGUUCAAGGAUCUUCUUCCUAAAUUUGUCUCCAAGAAGACAAUUGAUACCGCAGUUAUUACAAUGUCGUAACGCUACGUACCGUUACACACAUAUAUAUAUAUAUAUAUUUUGACUGGUUAGAGGGUUAAAUUAAUUAGCAUUGCUCUGACAGUUUAUACUUACACAUAAGUUGUCAAUAUAUGACAUGAUUAAAUACAAUGUAUGUUAUAUUAAUUGUCAGUAAGUUUAUAUUUUAAAA
Messenger RNA from Andrographis paniculata, 2143 nucleotides. RefSeq names its product pentatricopeptide repeat-containing protein At3g59040. The record is from RefSeq and is a predicted model, not a curated record. Gene Ontology annotation, molecular function: protein binding. The transcript is spliced from 7 exons. Lineage: Eukaryota; Viridiplantae; Streptophyta; Magnoliopsida; Lamiales; Acanthaceae. Bases 216 to 1925 code for a protein of 569 amino acids.